UAUCCGGGAAUCAGAUAAAAACAUAAAAAUGGGAAAAUAUAUAAUGAUGAUUGAAAGCUGGGCUGAAGGGAAUCGCCUACCCGUGCGGUCGAUCAGGCAAUCGAUCGAGCGGACGAAUGCGUUUUCAAACACCCGGCGAAUUGGACUUUUGCCUCAGAGUUGAGAGGACAGUGUUUUCGGCGGCAUUUUCUGGCUACGUUGGCAGAGUUUUUGUUAACACGUUUUUCGUGGUCAAGGCUGUUGGAAUUUUGAUUUUUCUUCGGCUGGGCUAGAAUUGCUGCGGAGAAAUUUCUGGGUGGUUAAUUCGGAAUAGCGAAAAGGGAAGAUCUAACAAUGGCGACGGACAAGCACGGAAAUGUUACAAAUUUUUCUGCCGAACAUUUUCAAAAGCUGCUUCUUCAGCAACAAUCCCAGAUGGAAGCACAAAUGAAACUGAUUGAAAGUUUAACGCAGUGCUUAAACGUACAAUCAAACGGAGCAGCUACACGGGACACGCAGGCUGUUUCACUUGAUCUUCUUACGAAUUCAAUCACUGAAUUUCAUUAUGAUGCUGAUUCCGAAUCCACUUUCGAGGCGUGGUUCAAACGUUGGGAGGAUAUGUUCCAGACGGAUUUCAGCCGUCAAGAUGAUUCAUGGAAAGUGCGCCUUUUGCUCCGCAAGCUCGGAACUAAUGAACAUACAAGAUUCCUUGACCACAUAUUGCCCAAAGAGCCGAAGGACAUCACUUUCAACGAAGCAGUGGCAACACUCAAAGAAAUUUUUGGUGAGUCGACAUCAUUGUUUAGCAUUCGCUAUCAAUGUCUAAAAAUUGUAAAGCGUGAUACAGACGAUUAUGGGGCACUAGCAGACAUGGUUAACCGUGAAUGUGAACGUUUCAAGUUACGCUGUUUGACGGAUGACCAGUUUAAGUGUCUUAUAUUUGUCAGUGCUUUACAGUCUCCACGCGACGCGGAAAUCCGCACUCGGCUCCUUGCUAAGUUGGAUCAAGACCCAGAUUUGACAUUGAAGUCUCUUGUAGGCGAAUGCAAACGGUUAAUUACCUUGAAACACGACACGGCUAUGAUUGAGCAGAGUUGCCCCACCAUUGCCGAUACUGUUCAUGCUGUGCAAAAAGCAAGAAAGCCUGGCUCGAAUAAGGCGUUCAACAGAAAGCCGAACAAGCCGCCUACACCUUGUUGGUCAUGUGGUGAAUGGCAUUUCGCACGAUACUGUCCAUUCAAGCGUCAUAUUUGUGAUAAGUGCCAUAAACGCGGCCACAAGGAAGACUUUUGCCAUCAGUCCCGGCCAAGAAAUGUGAAGCAGUCCUACCGAAGGAAGAAUUUCAGAAAACCUGACGCAGAAUCACUAUCGGUGAUUGCUACGUUUCACAGCGAUUCUAAAACACGCCGCCGAUUUAUCACUGUGCUUAUCAACGGAAUCCCAACCCGGCUGCAGUUCGAUACGGCAUCAGAUAUAACGAUCAUUUCCAAGAACACUUGGAAGCACAUAAAGAAGCCGAAAAUGAUUGAUUCCAACAAAAUCGCUCACAAUGCAUCCGGUGGAGUGCUGAAGUUGGUCGGAGAAAUAAAUUGCAAAAUUGCAUUCAACGGAGUGGAAAAGGUCGGAACCUGCUACUUGUCUGAUCGACCAAACUUGAACCUCCUUGGACUUGACUGGAUGGAAAAAUUACAACUGUUUGAUGCUCCAAUGAGUCAGAUUUGCAAUACAGUACAAACCGACCCAGUACAUUCAUCAUCGUCGACAGAAGAGAUGACCAGAAAGCUAGAGCAGCUAGCUAAAAGUUGUGGCAACUGCGCUACCGCCUCAAGGGCACCGCCAAAGACUGAACUCCGCUCAUGGCCUAAACCAACUAAACCUUGGAGUCGUGUUCAUGUAGACUUUGCAGGCCCAAUCAAUGGCCAGAACUUUCUCAUAGUGGUCGACGCUUAUAGCAAGUGGCCCGAAGUGUUCCUCAUGAGAAGCACGAAAACCAGCGCAACCGUCUCUAGGUUGCGACAAAUCUUCAGCAGGUUCGGCUGCCCUGAAACAUUGGUGACGGACAAUGGAGCACAGUUUACUUCGGCCACAUUCACGGAAUUCUGCCAACGUUGCGCCAUCAAACACGUGCGGUCUCCACCAUUCCACCCACAAUCGAAUGGCCAAGCAGAGAGGUUUGUGGAUACAUUCAAACGCGCUCUCCUCAAAUCAAGGAGGGAGGGAGACAUAGAGGAGGUGAUCGACCGCUUCCUAUUUCUGUAUCGAUCUACACAAAAUUUACAAACACCGGGUGGAAUAUCACCAGCAGAGGCAAUGAUGAAGAGAAAACUUCGCAUGCCAUAUGAUGCAGUUCGGCCAUCCUCAGAGUCCAUAGCUGGUGAAAGGAACCUAAAGAUGGAACGUGAUUUUAAUCGGCGGUUUGGUGCCAAGCAACGUUCGUUUAGACCUGGUCAGCCAGUACUUGUGCGUGAUUAUCGGGGUGGACACGCGAAAUGGACGCCAGGCACGAUCCAGUGCAAGCGCGGAAGCGUCAUUUACGACGUGCUGGUUGGAACGCAGGUAUGGGUACGCCAUGCAAACCAACUGCGAACAACAAUGUGUCAGCCACAAGCAACAGAAUCCGCCAAGCUUCCAUUUGACCUGUUGACAGACAGCUUCAACUUGCCUAGAGAGCCAGUAGAAGAACCCUGUCAUCAGACGAAUAGUACCAGACCGCAGAGUACGGAAUUCGAAUCCAGAACACUACAGCCAAGGCGAUGCACCGGUAGGCGAAGAAUCCAUUCCAGGAGGCUCCAGGUUAAUCCCCGGCUAGCAUCCUACACAACGGCAGCAGCUUCAGGAGGGGAGGUAUCCGGGAAUCAGAUAAAAACAUAAAAAAGGGAAAAUAUAUAAUGAUGAUUGAAAGCUGGGCUGAAGGGAAUCGCCUACCCGUGCGGUCGAUCAGGCAAUCGAUCGAGCGGACGAAUGCGUUUUCAAACACCCGGCGAAUUGGACUUUUGCCUCAGAGUUGAGAGGACAGUGUUUUCGGCGGCAUUUUCUGGCUACGUUGGCAGAGUCUUUGUUAACACGUUUUUCGUGGUCAAGGCUGUUGGAAUUUUGAUUU
This is a messenger RNA of Dicrocoelium dendriticum, 3079 nucleotides long. NCBI's taxonomy places the organism in Eukaryota, Metazoa, Platyhelminthes, Trematoda, Plagiorchiida, Dicrocoeliidae. The record is from the annotation of a GenBank genome assembly.